UCUGAGACUUUAACAACAAAACUAAGCGACACACGUACUUUGUUGAGACAAACGAGAAUGCGAUAGCCCAGCGACACUGUGCAAGCGGCUGCGAAGGCUUGAACAAUGCAAAAUUCGAGUGUAGAAGAGAACUGGGGCGAUGGCGGGGGCUAUGCGCUUGUGAAGGUGGCGGAGCGACUGGUAGCAGUGCCGCGUGAUGGAGAGCAGCCCGUAUCAAUGUAUACGCUCAUACGAGCAUGGGUGCGCAACAACCCCACGCUGCCGCUGACAGCCGACCUACCGCCACCGCUGCAGCGGGGCCCAACAGAACCGGCCUCAGGUGCCGGAGAAGGCACAGAGGCGGAUGGCAGUAAGGUGAAGGAGGGAGUGCCCGGUGACACAGAGGGGCGGCACCAGGGGCUGCUUAGCAUCCUGCCACCUCAGCAAGCUCCCACGCAGCUGGAGACGGACACCACGGCGCCCAUGUACCCACUGGAUGACUUUGACGCUCAGGAACCCGAGGAGGCUCGGCGGAAGCUGAAGGACCACUGGGUAGCUGUGCGGCACUACCACCAGGCCAUCCGCCGCGCCAAGCUGUCGCGGCACCGCGAGCGGCUGCAGGUGCUGCUGGGUGAGCCGUCGCUGCUGCAUCACCCAGGCUCGCAACUGGGCCUGCAGCCGCUGCAGCAGCAGCACCCGGUGUUGCUGGGCCUGGGCUCGCAGCUGACGCUGCAGGCCACGGGCCUCGGUGGCGGGCUAGCGGGGCUUGCGCAGCUGGGCCCAGGCGCAGGGCUGUUAGGGCCAGGGUUUGGCGGCGGCUCGCUACAGGGCGGCAUGGGGCCAACAGGGGUGCCGCAGAUGCAGCUGGGAGCACCCGGCCAGAGCCAGCAGGGCGUCGGCGACCCACAGGCGGCGCUAGCGGCAGUGCUGGCGCUCACGCAUGGGACUCCACCGUUGGACCCUAACGGCGGGAGCGGGCAGACCCACAUCGGCAGUGGAAGCAGCAUGGACAAUUUGGGCAUCCUUUCACAGCAGCAACAAGCCGGGCAGCAGGCGCAGCAACACUCGCAGUCGUUGCUGGGGUUGCCGCUGGUCGCACCUGCCGCAAAUGGCGGCGGCAACAACUCUGCCCUCCCGCACACGGGGUCCAUGGAGGCCCUCCUGGCUCUGCAGCAGCAGCUUCAACAGCUGCCGCAGGCGCCACAGCAGCUGCCUCUUGCGCAGCAGGGUGUGGCAGGCCUCGGGCAAGGCGUGCAGAGCAUGCAGGUCGACGGGGGCGCGGCAGGGGGCGCGGGUAGCAACAGCCACGUUAUGGAUAUCAGCAGCGGGGCAAAUGGCUCGUGAGCGGGUGUGCUAACUCACGGGCGUCGUGAUAGCAAGAUACGGUGUACCGUACGCGCGCAUUCGCUGCUCGUGCAGGGUAGUAACAUCCAAGUAGACAGCGAGCGCAUUGGGGCCCAUAAAUGCGUACCGUAGUAUGAUAAACAUGGCUUUUGUUUCUGGGCCUCGUAACCCCUGGACAUGCACAGUUCUGGCUAGAGCAGUUUUGUGGUGUUUGUGGCUUUCAGCCGGAGGCUGUAGGAGUCGGAUGUGGUGACUGAAGUGCAUGCGUGUCACGCGUGUUGCCGUAUACAUGUUGAGCCGUGGUGUGCUGCUGUAAACGGCAGUUGUACGCACGUUUAGGCACGUCUACACAGAGCAAGUCCGCGUCAAUGCAUCUCACAUUCUUAGGCUGCCUCAUGGGACAGAUACUGCCUGAUGUAGCUGGGGCACAGCGGCCAGAGUCAGGGGUUCAACCCCUGGCCAGCGUGGUACGCGAUGGUGAUACGCUGGAUGGGGGCCCCCGUCAGAAGGCGGCGUGACACGCACCCCGAUGGCACGCAUGAAGGAUUGACACGGUAUGCACAGGUCCGGAUGCAGAGCAGAGCGGUGCCGCGGGUAGGACGAGAGCGCAGGUGUGAGUGGGGUGGGGGGGAGUCGGUGAAGCAGUUGCCGGCGUGUCACGGCAGUUUGGAAACGGGGCUGUGCCAGCAUAGUGCCUACCAGGUCGGAUGCACUCCGGUAUAUCUCAAACAGUAUGCUUUGAAACACGAAAGCGACUCGAAGAUCGCAACCGCCCACGGCCCAGACUGCACGCACUCCCAUGCCAGCAAUCAGGCAUGAAUCUAUAAGCAGCUGAUGUAAAAAAAGUCCAGA
Molecule: messenger RNA, 2175 nt
Organism: Chlamydomonas reinhardtii
Lineage: Eukaryota; Viridiplantae; Chlorophyta; Chlorophyceae; Chlamydomonadales; Chlamydomonadaceae
Exons: 4
Coding region: 106-1323 (405 amino acids)
Source: RefSeq, a predicted model, not a curated record